Molecule: messenger RNA, 303 nt
Organism: Mesorhabditis spiculigera
Lineage: Eukaryota; Metazoa; Nematoda; Chromadorea; Rhabditida; Rhabditidae
Source: the annotation of a GenBank genome assembly
AUGAAGAAUGGACUGCGGGUCUUGAACAAAUUGUUCGCUAAUGUGAGCCCACAAGCGCUCAGCGUCGAUAUCCAUGAAAAUUGGUCUCACAAGUACGAGUCGUGGCCGGAUAGUUGGCGCGAUUUGGUAGAGUGGCCGAUCGAAGCGUUGGACCUCCUAAAACGGCCCGUUGCGUUCACGAUGAGUAGUUUCCCGCAUAACAUCGAACGCGAGCUUGCCUGGCUUCGAUGGAGUGGCUGUACGGCGGAGACGGCUGUGCGUAAUUCACAGCUAACAAUUUAUCGACUUCUGCGUAGUCUCGCG